Messenger RNA from Planococcus citri (citrus mealybug), 2414 nucleotides. RefSeq lists its product as uncharacterized. Lineage: Eukaryota; Metazoa; Arthropoda; Insecta; Hemiptera; Pseudococcidae. The transcript has 7 exons. The record is from RefSeq and is a predicted model, not a curated record. Gene Ontology annotation, cellular component: nucleus. Gene Ontology annotation, molecular function: DNA-binding transcription activator activity, RNA polymerase II-specific; RNA polymerase II cis-regulatory region sequence-specific DNA binding. Gene Ontology annotation, biological process: gliogenesis; regulation of transcription by RNA polymerase II. The coding region runs from base 541 to 2250 and encodes 569 amino acids.
ACCGUUGAAAGCGAUUGGUUAAUUCCAGCAUCACCUUCUUCCGGUUAUUAAGUUCCGGUAGUGGGAUACGCGAAAGGUUGGAAGCUUGUUCGAGGUCCGCUCCGCUUCUGAAACGGAUGAGAAAGUCAGAUACGGCGCGCAGCUUAGAACGUGUGGAUCGGUGGUACCUAUGUUCGUUUGGAUAAAUAACCGCCGCCGAAUUUUUAUUCCAUUACGUAUAUUUUUUCGAUUUUUUUUCUCUUUCGUUUCAUUUUUAUCCUCUUAUUUACAUUUAAUUUUAAUUACAAUUUUUAUUCUCAAAGUUUUUGUUAUCGUUUUUGUGACUAGUUUUUUUCCUCAAUCGACUCUUUAUUUUAUUCGUUUAUUCGAGAGAGUUUAAUUAUUAAUUUGAUUAUUUUUUUUUCACUUUCGUGUAAUUUUUAUUUAUUUUCUUUCAACGAUUCGUAAACUUGAUUUGUACUUUUGGGAUACACGCGUUGGACUGUUCCUGAACGCGAUUCAACCGGCACUGUUGGUGAUUUUCAUCAAUCUGGAUUUGACAUGGUCGUUAUUUUAAGAGAAGUAAAUUCGCCAUCGGGAAUGGAAUGCCCGUUCCCCGGCUAUUCCAGCAAUUGUCAUCAGCGCUCGGCCACCUACAUAAGUUCCAAUCGUAAUGUAGACUGGGAUAUUAACGAUUCUACGAUACCAAGAGUAAGCGAAUUCAACAACUGGGAAGAAUGGGCCGACGGUCAUUGCCGUCUGGUUUACCCGACCACGAGCGAAGAAGCCAAAAGACACGCGUCCGGUUGGGCAAUGAGGAACACCAAUAAUCACAACGUACACAUAUUGAAAAAAUCAUGCUUAGGAGUGUUAAUCUGCUCGAGACGAUGCAUUCUACCUAACGGCGAAUCUGUCCAUUUGCGGCCGGCGAUUUGCGACAAAGCCAGAAGAAAACAACAAGGUAAACCUUGCCCGAACAAACAAUGCAACGGUCGUUUAGAAAUCCAACCAUGCAGAGGGCAUUGCGGAUACCCAGUAACGCACUUCUGGAGGCACACAGAUUUCGCCAUAUUUUUCCAGGCGAAGGGCGUACACGACCAUUUGCGACCGGAGGCCAAAUCUACAGCCGAAGCUCGCCGCAGUCUUGGAACUGGUAGAAGAGUACGGGGUAUGGCUCCGUAUCUCCAUAGUAAAGAGGCUUUGCUCAGCUCAAAAGUUAUGCCGUUUAAAGAGAAUAAAAAGAGAUCUUGCGAAUAUAAUUUACAGUUGCAACCAAAACCAACCAUUUUGUCUCCGACGAUUUCAGAGAUACAGAAUUUAAGUAAUACUACCGAUUACAUAUGUUCCUGUGCACCUUACAAGUGUACUUGCUUGGCUCAGAGCACUAGUCAUUAUGGGGGACACCUCAAUCACAGCCAAAAAGAGCCACUAAUGAAUACGAGUGAUUACUACAUGCAUACUCCUCAAUCCAGCACCUACACCUCAAUCAGUCCAAUAUCCAACACAUCUCAAUCCUUCCCAGACACAGCAACCGACAUACAGUACGGAUUUCCUCCCCUGAACGACGAUUUCUUCCAACCAGAGCAGAUCUUCCAACUGGACCAACCAGUAAGAUCUGCCGACAUGAACUUUCCAACCGAGCCAGAUAAAUCUCCAACCACGGUUCUGGAUCUAGGCAGCGGAACGAUUCAACGUAGUAGUUUUAAAAUGGAACCCCAAGAUCAUAUUUGGGAAUUCAAUAACUCUUCACCGGUCAAACAAGAAGAGAAUUCAAAUUCUGUCGAAGACUACUCGUUGAGCGACGAUUACAAUUCGCAGAUCUGCUACGUAAGCCCGAAUCAAGAAUUCGCCAAUAGUUUUUACAAACCUGACGAUAGUUCCUGUCGGUAUCAGUAUGCCGGCCAACCACAAAGUAAAACCAUUGCGAGUGAAAAUCAAAGUAUUCCUUAUCCUCAUCAAGUAGAUCACGUUUGUGCUGAGACCAGACUGAGUUGUGAACACGCCGGGUAUUCUGGUUACUCGAAUGAUAUUCAUUUCGAUGAGAAAUUCAACGAGUCUGUGUACAAUCAUUGUGAUCCUUUUCCAGAUAUAGAUAUCUCGCAGUUGGAUUAUUCGGCUAAGAGUGUAUAUAGUAGUGGUAGUUUAGAUAAUAGUGCUAUAAUUGAAGACGAAUCUGUAUUCAAUGAAUAUACACCUAAACAAGAACUCGGUACGCAUUCCUGUUAUAGUCAAUCGAAUUUUCAAAAUUUUAUGUUCUCACCUCAGCAUUAAAAAUGUGCAUACUAUUAUUUAUGAUUGCGUAUCUAUUUAUGUAUUUUCCUCAUUUUUCAUUUUCUAUUGUGUAGUUAUAAGUUGUUACUAUUUUAAUGGAUAUUUUCGUUGUACCAAAACCAUGAUGCUUUGUCGAUUAUAGUAAAUAAAAUGAUCGAAAUUUA